AUGGUCAGGAGUCAGGACGCAUUCGACGCCAUCGUGAUGGCGGAUGAGAGGUUUCACGGGGAAGGGUAUCAGGAAGGCUAUGAAAAAGGAAGUAGUUUGGGUAUGAUUGAAGGAAGGCAGCAUGGCACGUUUCAUGGAGCUAAAAUCGGAUCUGAGAUCAGGUGCUACCAAGGUUUCGCUUUUGCUUGGAGAUGUCUCCUGCACGGUUGCUCCACUGAGAAAGACAGCAAAUAGAUGAAGGUCUUAGAAUCGUUGAUUGCAAUGAUUCAGAAAUUCCCUUAUGAUGACCCUACUUAUGAUAAACUUCACGAAGACUUAGACAAAACUAGAGGGAAAUUUAAGCAGCUUUGUUCAUUAUUAAACGUUCAGCCCAACUUUAAAAUUAGCACAGAAGGUUCUGGACUUUCAUUUUGA
Lagenorhynchus albirostris (white-beaked dolphin) is the source of this 414-nucleotide messenger RNA. RefSeq names its product protein LTO1 homolog. NCBI's taxonomy places the organism in Eukaryota, Metazoa, Chordata, Mammalia, Artiodactyla, Delphinidae. The transcript has a single exon. The record is from RefSeq and is a predicted model, not a curated record.